Heteronotia binoei (common prickly gecko) is the source of this 1710-nucleotide messenger RNA. RefSeq names its product hydroxylysine kinase (gene HYKK). The coding region runs from base 468 to 1586 and encodes 372 amino acids. Gene Ontology annotation, molecular function: amino acid kinase activity. The record is from RefSeq and is a predicted model, not a curated record. The transcript has 5 exons. Lineage: Eukaryota; Metazoa; Chordata; Lepidosauria; Squamata; Gekkonidae.
AGUGCAGGGGGAGAAAGCAUAGCAAUGGGAACCAGAGAAUCAUAACCAAUGGGAAGCUUCCUUACAGGCACCUCGAGUCAACAGCAAGGAGGGGUUUUGUACCUCCUGCUCUGAUAGGGUAAGGAAGGAAGGAACAGAGAGUUUCCGGAGAGCUCUGUUUUCUCUGGACUGCACCUUCUGCAGAGAUGAGCGUCCCAAGCUGGGGGGCCCCUAGCAGGCAUAUGCUGUCUGCACCACCCGUUUAUGCCUAGAGAGCAUUGGCUGUUCCCAGCGACUUUUCACCAUAGCAGCCCGCCCUCCUGGGACUUUGCUCCGUGCCUGACAUUUCACUUCCAUUCCAUUUCGCCUAAGGGAUAAUCCUUUAACACCUUGCAGUCCUUGCGUUAAUGUACCUGUGCAGUUUCCUGACUUGAGAACAACACAGCGGCUUAGCUUUCCUGAUUUGGCCAGUCUCCUUUAGAGGCGCAAUGUCAUCCCCCGCCGAUCGAGCUCUUCACAAAUGGAAGAAGCCAGCCUUCAACGAAACACAAGCCGUCAGUUUGGUCGAACGGGAGUAUGGAUUCAGCGUGUCUGAGAUCAGGCCUCUUCCCAGCUACGACGAUCAGAAUUUCUACCUGUGCAUCACUCGCCCGGAAGGGAACGAAGACAGCGCCGAGGAGUACGUCCUUAAAAUCAUGAACUGUGAAGACAGCCAAAACCCCAGCCUUGUCGAGGUGCAGACGCUGAUCAUGAGGUUUCUGAGCAAUGAAGGUUUUCCCGUGGCCACCCCGCAGGUCACCAAAAAGGGUGAAAUAAUGUUUCUCGAAUCGAUAGACAUUGGCGCAGCCACCCAAGGCUACUUGGUGAGGCUCUUGACCUAUCUACCAGGCCAGGUGGUGGCCACCGUCCCCGUGAGUCCUCCCAUUCUGUAUGAGGUUGGACAGCUAGCUGCCAAGCUGGAUAAAACGCUUGCCGAGAAAUUCCGUCAUCCUUUAACAAAACAUCUGCAUCGAGGGCACUUCAUUUGGAACCUGGCUAACGUCCCCCUUCUGGAGCAGUACCUUCCGGCGCUGAGCCAGAGCAGAGACCUCGAAGUCGUGAAGUGGGUGAUCCAACAAUUCCAGCUGAAAGUGGUGCCAAAGCUAAGCAAUUUCCGACCCUGUAUCAACCAUGGAGACCUCAACGACCACAACAUCUUACUGGAUACAGAUUCUGCUUGCCCUGAAAGUCCACGCUACAGAGUGUCGGGUAUUUUGGACUUUAGUGACAUGAGCUACGGCUAUUACGUAUUCGAAGUUGCGAUAACCGUCAUGUACAUGAUGAUCGAGAGCAAGGAUCCACUCAGCGUGGGAGGGCACGUCCUUGCAGGAUUCGAAAGCCUCACCCCCUUGACCCCCGAGGAGCGAGACGCCCUCUUUCUCCUCGUGUGCGGAAGAUUCGCUCAGUCUCUCGUGAUGUCCGCGCACACCAUUCGGCUGCACCCCGAGAACGAAGCAUACUUGACGAUCACAGCCAAAACCGGAUGGAAGCACUUAGCGAAGCUUUUCGAAGCGGGCCAGGAAGCCGUAGAGAAGAUCUGGUUUGAGACAGCCAAAAGAUAUACCUGAAACGACCCGCCUAUAGAUCUUGUGUGAGAUCCUGAUCAGUCUUCUAUAUUAAAUGUUGGGGAAACAACAGUUCCCAAAUGUAAAUAACUGCAGGGGUGUUGAAUAAAUGAUGCUAAUUUGCAAA